This is a messenger RNA of Raphanus sativus (radish), 691 nucleotides long. RefSeq lists its product as uncharacterized. The transcript has a single exon. The coding region runs from base 93 to 485 and encodes 130 amino acids. The record is from RefSeq and is a predicted model, not a curated record. Lineage: Eukaryota; Viridiplantae; Streptophyta; Magnoliopsida; Brassicales; Brassicaceae.
AAAAAAGAAAUAAAAAAGGUUAAAAAUAAAAGUGUCGCUAAAUAAUUCAUUUCAGAUAUUUUGUCUUCACCGGAUCUCGAGAUCAGCCAACGAUGGCCGCCGACGGAAUAUUCCGCAGCAUCUUCGAAGGCUGUAUCUCAGGUCUCGAUUCCGCCAUCGAGAGGCGUCCUUACCACAAAAACUGCGACUGCGCGCUUCACGACGGAGCUGGGAAAAGUCAAAAUCAGCGGCGGAAGUCUUGCCGCCGCCACGGAAGCUCAGAGAGCAUAUCGUUCCCGAUCCGGCGGUCUUGGAGCGAAGGCAACAUACUGGCGAUGAAUUUCCCGUCCUCGUCAUCAUCUUCUUCGAAUCUGCAGUCUCUUUCUUCGUCUUCUUCUCUCACGACUUUGGCAUCGCAGGCCGAUUUGCCUGUGGAAACUGCUACGUUGGAGGAUUCCGGCAGAUCGCGUCCUCAUCAGCUGGGAUGGACGAUUGCCGAAUUGUGAAGAUUUUUGAUGAUGACGGUUAUUUCCACAUUUAAAGGUUGUUUUGAUUUAAGUUUCCGUGAGCCUUGCUGUUUUCCUUUUUUGUAUGAUGAUGACGAGUAUUAUUUCCACAUUUUGCAUUUUUUUUUUUAUCUAGUUGCAUUCUUUUUGCAAUAUAUGCCGAAAUUCCUUAUUUUAAUCUUUAAUCAAGAAAAAUCUUCACUCCA